AUGCAAAGAGCCGCGGCUGCAUCUCCCACGACGUCUGCGGCAGCGUCCUCUACUACUCACACUCCGGCCACGGAACCGUCAUCUAAGCGACGUCGAGUCGAAAGCACUACUUCUUCCCCAGUGACCUCUAUUCCAGGGACACCCAUGAACGAAUUGCCCAAUGGACUUGCCUCUCCAACUAUGGCACGAGGUGGAGUCAGUACGUUCAGGCGCGAGGAGGCAGAUACAGAAUGGGUCCUUGACGUGAAAGUGCAGGUACCACAAUAUAAGGGAUCAGAUUCGGCCAGAAAGACCAAUCGCGAUGGCAAUACCGCCCUCAAUAGGUUCAACGCCUUGGGGGACCAACAUGAAGAGGGAGAAGCCAGCUCAUCCGAAGACGAUAUUUGGACCGCCGCUCAACCCAGCGGGCGCCAGACUUUUGGCACGUUCCGGAAGCGGAAAUCGAGGAUUGCAACCCCAUCAGAUCGGAUCCAAGCGGAUGGUGACGAAGAUCUGAGCUCUGCCUCUGACGCUGAUGACCAUUCUGAAUCUGAUGAUGAAUCCGGAUCAGAUCGCUCCUCAGACUCUCACACGGCGCGUGGUCAUCAAACCCCAACAAGUCAUGGCAAACGUCGGUCGCAUCAGCCAAAGGACGUCAACUCUGACGAAGAAAUGCGGCAAGUCCGCCAGGCGAUCGAGCAAAAGCACCGUAACAUGCGAGGCACUGCGAUGGACCACCCGAAAGCCAAGCAGGGGAAUAAGAGGAAAGGAAGAGAACAGGGAAGCUACAAGAAAAGGAAGAAAGCCAGAAAGACAAUCUGA
Molecule: messenger RNA, 801 nt
Organism: Cladophialophora carrionii CBS 160.54
Lineage: Eukaryota; Fungi; Ascomycota; Eurotiomycetes; Chaetothyriales; Herpotrichiellaceae
Exons: 1
Coding region: 1-801 (266 amino acids)
Source: RefSeq, a predicted model, not a curated record